This is a messenger RNA of Closterium sp. NIES-65, 330 nucleotides long. Lineage: Eukaryota; Viridiplantae; Streptophyta; Zygnematophyceae; Desmidiales; Closteriaceae. The record is from the annotation of a GenBank genome assembly.
AUGGCAAGAUUGACCGACUCCUGCAUCACUGAGUCAUCGCCACAUUACUCACCGGAAGAACAGCUCGACAACAAACGAACAAGAGUGUUAGCAACGAUUCAACAAUCAGCAGCAGCAGAGACAACACCAGCAGCAGCAGGGACAACAUCAGCAGCAGCAGAGACAACAUUGGCAGCAGCAGAGACAGCACCAGCAGCAGUAGAAACAACACCGGCAACGGGAACAACAAUGACGCCAAUCGCUGGUCCUUCAACGACACCAAUCUUCGUCGACGAUUCGCCACCAACACCCGCGCAGCAGCUAGCUCCGACUCAACAAGAAGUCUAUUGA